Spizellomyces punctatus DAOM BR117 is the source of this 2060-nucleotide messenger RNA. Its product is annotated as CK1/CK1/CK1-D protein kinase. The record is from RefSeq and is a predicted model, not a curated record. Gene Ontology annotation, cellular component: nucleus; cytoplasm. Gene Ontology annotation, biological process: signal transduction; peptidyl-serine phosphorylation; endocytosis. The transcript has 9 exons. Gene Ontology annotation, molecular function: ATP binding; protein serine/threonine kinase activity. Lineage: Eukaryota; Fungi; Chytridiomycota; Chytridiomycetes; Spizellomycetales; Spizellomycetaceae. Bases 236 to 1588 code for a protein of 450 amino acids.
GGGAAGCAGGGCAACCCACCUGACGAACCACCCCCCAUUGGAAGCAAAGACCCAAUCUUUGGAGGACGCGACGGCAGAAACAUUUUACAUUUCUCGGCGUUAGAGACAGAGAACUGUGCUCGCUGUCUUGCCAGGCACAUCCCACUUCCUGGCGCACAUCCCACCAUUGCGGGAUAUAUAGCCUCGGCGGUUACGCUUUGCCCAUCAGGUUCUCGCAUCCCUUUUACAACCCAAAAUGCAGGCUCAGCAAGGCUCUGGGUCGUCAGCUCAGGGCCCUCCCCAUGCAUUGAUGGACCUUCGAGUCGGCAACAAAUUCAGGAUUGGAAGAAAGAUCGGAAGUGGAAGCUUUGGUGAUAUCUACUUAGGUACGAACAUCAUCAAUGGGGAGGAGGUUGCCAUCAAAUUGGAAUCUGUAAAGGCGAAGCAUCCGCAAUUAGAGUAUGAAUCAAAGGUGUACAAAAGUUUAGCAGGAGGCGUUGGAAUUCCUUUCGUGCGCUGGUUCGGGAUAGAGUGCGACUAUAACUGCAUGGUUAUUGACUUGCUGGGGCCCAGUCUGGAAGAUUUGUUCAACUUCUGCGGUCGGAAAUUCACAUUAAAAACUGUUCUACUGCUUGCGGAUCAGUUGAUCUCCCGCAUUGAGUACAUCCACUCCAAAAAUUUUAUACACCGGGAUAUCAAGCCGGAUAAUUUCUUGAUGGGCUUGGGGAAGCGUGGAAACCAAGUCAAUGUGAUUGAUUUCGGUCUGGCAAAGAAGUACCGGGAUCCAAAGACACACCUACAUAUCCCCUAUAAAGAAAACAAAAAUCUCACAGGGACGGCCCGUUAUGCGAGUAUUAAUACUCACCUGGGAGUUGAACAAUCGAGGCGUGAUGAUUUAGAGUCGCUCGGUUAUGUCCUCAUGUAUUUCUGUCGAGGAGCACUACCAUGGCAAGGCUUGAAGGCUGCCACGAAGAAGCAAAAAUACGACAGAAUUAUGGAAAAAAAGAUGACGACCCCAACAGAAGUUCUGUGCAGAGGUUUCCCCAAUGAGUUCUCCGUGUAUCUCAACUACACACGCUCGUUACGCUUUGACGACAAACCUGACUACAGUUACUUGCGGAAACUUUUCCGAGAUCUUUUUAUUCGUGAAGGAUACCAUUACGACUACGUCUUCGACUGGACAGUUGUAAAAUACCAACAAGAAGGAAGGGAUGCCUCUGGACGAGAAGUCAAGACCGAAGAAGGUGGUGACGACAGACACCACCAUUCGUCCCGCGAGAAAGCUCGCCCUGCUGUCCAACCCGCCGCUGCUUCUGCUCGCCGACCAGCGGCAACAACCGGAAGCGCCCAGCGUCCCGCUACGACCGCAGCAACAAAUUAUGGUUCAAACGCUGCGGGUGCCCCCUACACGGGACAGCAACAGUACGCCUACCCUAACUAUUACCAAGCCGGAAGUCCAGGACACGGUAACGCCCAAUAUGGUUACGGUGAUCCGGCCAUGACCCGGAAUAGUUCACGGGUGGCGACUCCUGGUGUGAGUAUGCAAGGUGGAAGCGCUGCUGGACAACAAGCAAGAAAACCCAGUGGCGGGGCGGGGCGAGGUUUCUGAUGUGGUGUCUGUCGGGCAGGUAAUUGGCUUGGCCAGUUGGGUAUCGUCCAUAUCGGGAUUAGUGCGCCAGGUGGUCGCGUACCUGCUAAGAAUGUGCGUUGCGGGGUGAUAAUCGAGCAGUUCUGUUUGCUCUUUGGGCUGGUGGGCAUGUAAGGGUGGGGUUGGGAAAUGUUUUGAUCGUCGGUGGGAGAGAAACGCGUCUUUAUCAGUUGGCCGGGCUCUAAUGCUUUUGCCAGUACGCUGUGGCUGUGUACGACGCGGAUGAGGUCUGAGGUCGGUAGAUGCAGGACAUUCUGGUUUCGCGGAUGCGCUUUGUUCCGUGUUGGGUGUAUAGCUAGGUGUAUGGGGGAGCUUUGGGAAGAGAUUAUUCGUAUGAGUUUCUAUGUCAUGACGUGAUCUUGGUUCUGGGUAACCGCUUUCUGGUUAUGCCUCAUUGAUGACUUGGGCAUGUAACACUUUUGACACCAACGUA